Messenger RNA from Miscanthus lutarioriparius, 2013 nucleotides. The record is from the annotation of a GenBank genome assembly. Lineage: Eukaryota; Viridiplantae; Streptophyta; Magnoliopsida; Poales; Poaceae.
AUGGACGCGGAGGGGUUGCUGGCGUCGGCGGCGAUCAACCUGGGGCUGGCGCUGGUGGCGCUGUCGCUCUUCUCCCUGCUCAAGAAGCAGCCGGGGAACGUGCCCGUUUACCGUCCCCGCCGGAUGGCGACCGGCGAUCUUGGUGCUGGUGGUGGCUUGCUGCCGCUCGGCCACGGGCGACUAACCCCGUCGUUCCGGUGGAUCGGCGCGGCCUUCCGGCUCUCUGAAGAAGACGUGCUGCGUCGCCACGGCCUCGACGCGCUCGUCGUCGUCCGCCUCUUCAAGUUUGGGAUCAAGUGUUUCAGUGUUUGCUCGAUUGUUGGACUAGUGGUCCUUGCUCCAACAAACUAUACUAGUGAAGGUCGAGCUGAUAUCAGAAGAUCGAAUUCCAUGGAACUGUUCACGGUUACCAAUGUAACACGGGGAUCUAAUAGGCUUUGGGUGCAUUUUUCAUGCCUUUGCUUUAUAUCCUUUUAUGUGGUAUAUUUGCUUCAUAAGGAAUACAGCAAAAUUACUAUGAGAAGAAUUGAGCACUUGAAGUAUCACUACAAAAGACAUGAUCAAUACACCAUUUUGGUUCGAGGAAUUCCAACAUGCCCAGAUCAUGGAACUUACGGGUGUUAUGUUGAUCACUUUUUCUCAAAGCAUUAUCAUACAUACCAAUCAUACCAAAUUGUACAUGAUAUAGGAAACAUUGAGGCGUUGCAGAAGUUGGCAUCCUCCAUUGAGAAACGGAUACAGAGGAAAAGAGAGACCAGAAAAUGUAAUCUUUUGGGACGGAUUUGGAGCAAGUUUACUUCAGAAGCAACAAAUAUUCACAACCAUGAAGAAACACUGAAAAAUGUGCAAGAGACUAUCCGCCUCCUACAGUGUGAAAAUAUGCUUCAAAAAAAGGAGGUACCUGUAGCUUUUGUCUCAUUCAAAUCCCGGUUGGAUGCUGCCCAAGCUGCGGAGAUGCAACAGCUUGUCAAUCCACUGUCAUUGGUUACAACUUAUGCCCCUGAACCAACUGAUAUAAUAUGGAAAAAUUUGUCCAUUCCAUUUUGGCGCAUGGCUAUGUACAAACUUGGAGUCUUCGUUGCUGCGUUCCUGCUAACAGUGUUCUUCACCAUCCCUGUAACAGCCGUGCAGGGGAUAGUGCAAUUUGAGAAGAUUAAAAGGUGGUUCCCACCAGCGAGAGCUGUGCAACUUAUACCGGGUUUGAAUUCUGUUGUGACUGGGUAUCUUCCGAGCAUGAUCUUAAAUGGCUUUAUUUACUUGGUUCCUUUUGCGAUGCUUGGUAUGGCUUCAUUUGAAGGCUGCAUUGCCAACAGCCAAAAAGAAAUUAAGGCCUGCAAUAUGGUCUUCUACUUCUUGCUUGGAAAUGUUUUCUUCCUCAGUAUUCUUUCAGGUUCUCUACUCGAUCAGAUAGGAGAAUCCUUCGAACACCCAAAGAACAUCCCUAACCGUCUUGCAAGUGCUGUUUCUGCACAGUCAGAUUUCUUCAUCACAUACAUUUUGACCAACGGCAUGUCAGGGUUCUCUUUGGAGGUUCUUCAGUUUGGUUUGUUAAUAUGGCAAUUUUUAAAGGCGCAUUCACUUGGACACAGUGAGGAACCAUAUCUUUAUGGCUUCCCUUACUUCCGAGUCGUGCCCAUUGUUUCCCUUGCAAUAUUGAUUGGAGUGGUCUACGCUGUAGUUGCACCCCUUCUACUCCCGAUCCUUUUGAUAUACUUUCUGCUUGGUUAUGCCGUGUACAUCAAUCAGGACUGUUUGGGCAAGUCAAAGCCAGGAGCUUCCUUCGCCACAAUUCCCUUGCUUGUGUCGAACAUUCUUUUCAAUGAGUACUGCAAGGUCCGAUUUCUUCCAACUUUCAGCCAUCGACCAGUCCAGGUUGCCAAACAGAGUGAUGAGCUUGAUGAGGCUGAGGGUAUGACUGAAUGCAAUGUGGACAAUGCAAUUUGCGCUUAUAGGCCACCAUGGAUGCGUCCGACAAACCUGGAAUCUAGUUCUGUGCAGCCUUUGAAUGUUUGA